AUGUACUUUUUAAUAAUGUUUAUAUUAAUAUUACGUUGCUUUAUAUGCCCGGAAAAGUAUAGUGCGAGGCUACAUGCUAGGCAGCCUUCACCUGUAUUCAGCUCUCACUCAGCAGGCAGCCCCGUUGUAGAGGAAGGGGAUAGAAUGGAGGAAAUGGAGGGGAAGGACUCACUCAAGUGCACUGGUAGCGAGUGUAACCUAGAUCCAUCAUCACGAUCCAUCGAUCCAUCCAGAGAUCCAUGGAUAAGCAUGGGCCAGAAGGUAAGUACACAUCUAGGUGAUGCUUGCGGACUGACUGCACUGUCUGUCUGUACUGUAUCUUAUAGGCCUCGAAGUAAGGAUGACUGUCAUAAAUUAUCUGACUUCUCCAUUCCACAAUUACCAAUUCCUCAGCCGGAGGAUUUGUCUAGUCGGUUACAUCCUGUAGUACUAUGUUACCCAUCUACUCUAUCUAUCUACCUACCUACCUACCUAUCAAUUCUAUGUGAAUUGUCUGAUUAG
This is a messenger RNA of Rasamsonia emersonii CBS 393.64, 501 nucleotides long. RefSeq lists its product as uncharacterized. The record is from RefSeq and is a predicted model, not a curated record. Lineage: Eukaryota; Fungi; Ascomycota; Eurotiomycetes; Eurotiales; Trichocomaceae. The transcript is spliced from 12 exons. The coding region runs from base 1 to 501 and encodes 166 amino acids.